Molecule: messenger RNA, 4591 nt
Organism: Procambarus clarkii (red swamp crayfish)
Lineage: Eukaryota; Metazoa; Arthropoda; Malacostraca; Decapoda; Cambaridae
Gene: Mo25
Product: calcium binding protein Mo25
Biological process (GO): intracellular signal transduction
Molecular function (GO): protein serine/threonine kinase activator activity
Source: RefSeq, a predicted model, not a curated record
CGCUGAUUGGUGGGUGUCGGCAGCAGCCCGGACCCUCCACACCCGCACCCACUGAUAGUCAAUCAGUGUUGAGAGCUCGUGAUAUCGGGGCAAAACUAAAAGCUAAAUCCGUGAGGUUGUACCCGGUGGCCAGGGGCGAGACGUGAGGGAGAGCCGCCCCGAGCUGCCGCAGGAGGGUCGGGGGCGCCGCCGGCGGGUGAUGGUGUUAUAAAAGGUGGGGGAGGAAGGCCACCGCGAUGUCCCUUUUUCGCAAGAGCCCAAAAAGCCCCCAGGAGGUGUCCAAAGCCCUCAAGGAUGCACUUACAGCUCUUGAAAGAUCUGACAAAAAGGCUGAGAAGUAUGGCAGAAACGAUAUUCCCGGGAUGGAUUGUAUGCUGGAUGAAUGGCUAUAGUCUUCUGCUUCCCCUUGUUGAGGCACAAGAGGAUACAAGCAAGAGCCUGACGCAGAUAAAGACGAUGCUGUAUGGCACCACUGAUUCCGAACCUCAGGACAUUGUGUUGGCACAGCUGGCCCACGAGUUCUAUAACACCAAUAUGCUGUUACUACUAAUUCUUAAUCUUCAUAGAAUAGACUUUGAGGGCAAGAAGGAUGUAGCUCAGAUAUUCAACAACAUUUUGCGAAGGCAAAUAGGUAUUCGCUCACCAACGGUUGAAUACAUCUGUACUAAACCAGAGAUUCUCUUCACUCUCAUGAAGGGAUAUGAACACCAGGAUAUUGCCCUUCAUUGUGGGACGAUGCUUCGGGAAUGUGCCAGAUACGAGGCCCUUACAAGGAUAAUCCUCAAUAGUGAUGACUUCUAUAACUUCUUUAAGUAUGUAGAAGUUUCUACCUUCGAUAUCGCAUCUGAUGCCUUCUCCACAUUUAAGGAACUUCUGACGAAACAUAAGAUGCUGUGUGCAGAGUUCCUAGAGCAGAACUAUGACCGGGUGUUCUCACAAUAUGAGAAUCUCCUCAACUCCGACAACUAUGUGACUCGGAGACAGUCGCUAAAGUUACUUGGGGAACUUUUAUUAGACAGACAUAACUUUUCUGUUAUGAAGCGGUACAUCAGUAAUCCAGACAACUUGAAACUGAUGAUGAUAAUGUUAAAGGAGAGAUCUCGUAAUAUCCAGUUUGAAGCCUUCCAUGUGUUUAAGGUGUUUGUCGCCAAUCCGGACAAACCCCGACCUAUCCUGGAAAUCCUCCUGCGAAACCAGGACAAGCUCGUAGAAUUCUUGACACGCUUCCAUACAGACCGUUCUGAAGAUGAACAGUUCAAUGAUGAAAAAGCUUAUUUAAUUAAGCAGAUCAAGGAACUGAAACCUCUUCCCCCAGACCAGUAGUUUUAGUGUUUUAGAAGUGAUUGAGUGGCAGCAUUAGUAAUAGCCUGGGAUCUGUCUGGGCUGCUGUUGACUGAACCAUGUUAUCCAGAGAGAAGCUUAUGAAAAGUCGAGCUUUCUUUAAAUAUCAAACAUACCAAGUCAUGCCCUUGGAUCAGCAUUUGCAGCAUUGUUUGGCUUCCUCUAUAUUAUGCCUUAGAAAUUUUCAAGUUUUGCUAAGGGGUUACCUAAGGCAAUUCUCAUAGCAUUCCACUUGAAAAUUGCUGAACAACUUGAGGGCAGUCAAAUACUGCAGUUGUGUAUAAUCUUGGGUUGGUAUUAUCAGCAUGCUGUUCACCAUGUUGGGGCCAGUGUGAAGCUGUUAUAUUCAUCCAUGACUGUGUUGCAGAGGGCAUUCCAGAUCUUAUUUUAUAAGUUCAGUAUAAGAUAAUGGUCUGAGAGUAAAGCUGAGGAGGCAGGGUUUCCUUGACUUUGGACAUAGAUGAUAUUUUCUAAUGUUCUCAUGGUUUCCUGGAAAAUUGUCUUGUAUUCAUCUUUUAUAGAUGGAUGUUGAUUUAAUAUUAAAUUAUUAAACUAACACUUAACAGCUAGAAAUUACAAGUUAAUCAUUAUGAAUUCUUAUUCAUUGAGCUGUCACUGUCGGAUUCCUCCUGUGCAGAGUAUAUCCUUUUAUAAUAUUUGUACAUAGGUGUGUAUGGAAAAGGGAUGUGAUUUAUAUAGGACAGUGUUGGUUAACAUAUUUAGAGUUAAUGAUUCCUGCACUCUUUAUUAUUUUGCAUCAUAUUUUGGUACUUAAGGUUAUUUAAAUUAAUCCUUUAGAAAGCAUCAAAACAUGAGCAAGCAGCCAUAUUCCUUUCAUGCAGAAAUUUAUUCCCAAUUCAUAAUGCUAUUGAUAGUUCUAGGGCUUUCUUUUUUAUUUGUAAUGAGAUUUAAUUAGACGAGGAAAAGCAUUGGGGUUUUAGAAUUUAGUUUUCAAGUAAGUUGACGUUUCAGUACAGUAAUUAGCUAGAAAUAUAGUGGGAGCAGUUUUAUAUAAAUAACUUUGCCUGCCACCAUAAACUCCACUGUAUAGGAAAGCUUCAACAGAUGUGGCAAAGAGCAUGGUAUUUUCCAAGGAAAUUUUAUGGCAAGAAUGUUAAGAGCUGUACAGUACUUUACACAAGGUACCCAGCAUCCAGUACCUAAAUUAUUUGGAUGUCAGAAUGUUAAGGGUUAACCUACUUAGCUGCAGGUGUCAAAGAUUUUACUGCAUGAUGUAUUGCCCAAUGAAGGAAAAGAAGUCCUUAAAGGAAGAGUCUGGUGUGGAACAAAUUGGAAUGCUGCCACUAGUGAUACAUAUUUUCCAAGGGAACGUCUCCUAGACGUUUGCAUCAGCCAUUUUCAAAUCCAGUCCAAUAUGGUGUUAAAUUUGAAACUAAUUUUUGUUUGUUGUGUUCAUUUUGUUAUUGAAAAUUAUUUACAUAAUAAUUACCAAAGUUAUUGAUGUCUUUUGUUUGGAUUAUGUAGAGCAUUUCAUCAGCUUUUUUUGGCAAUACAGUACAGUGCUGUAUUUGGGCAGAUUUCUAAUAAUGGAGGUAAAUAAUUUUACAAUUUUUAUGUACAAAUUUUAAUAUGAUUUUCAGCAUCAAAGAAUAUUGGCUAGUGAAUCCAUGCCAAAAAAUAUAUAUAUAUAUAAUAUAUAUAUAAAUUAAACAUCAAUGUUCACAUUUUCUUUUACCUUCAUGUGACUGAAACAAUGAAUAUCAACAUUUAGUUUGUGAAUAUUGGAAGCAGCAAUAACUUUGUUACCAUUUAUACCUUUUUCUCCCUAAAAUUUUCAAUGCCCUCUGUGCCCUUUCAUGUUACUGCUUCGGUCGAUGCAACACACUUCAGUACACACCUGCAAGUCACUUUCUUCCUUCAGUAUACAGUAACUAAUUUCAUCACUUUAAACAUUAACUUCAACUAUCUUGUACACUUGCAACUCUCGUUUGUUAACCUCACCACACACGUCGCUUAGUUCCUUGCUUAAAUCCUUUAACACGUGCAUAAGUCAUGUGGUUUCCUCGACUCAAAACUUUCUACUAUAUCGUUUUCAAUAUGUACACAAAAAAUAAUUUUCAUAAUCUUUAAAAUUUUGUGGUUUUAAUCAGACUUUUCUUAACUCUGCAUUAAUAUUUGUAUAUACAGUUGGCAUUGUUUUCCUCUGUGUGAAGGAAAACGUGUACAAAUUUUAUUAGUAUAAUAUACAAUAUAUAUAUAAAUGGUUAAGUUACCAAUAUUUUAAAUACAAAUUACGUAUAACAGCAAUCAAAGCCUUCCACAUUUAAUACUGUCCAUUCACUACACUUGUGUUAUCUAAAUAUAUUCCUCCAUUUCCUGUAACCUCGUACACAAAGCUGCUUUCAUAUGUUAUGUCCAAUCACUUUAAUUAAUGUUACAAGUCUCGUACAGAUCAUAUUCUGAACACUCGUCUGCAGGCUCUCACUUCCUUAUGCAUACAAAAGUUAAUCUGUUAAUUUUCAUCAACUUUUCAUUCAUAUACAGUGUGUCCAUGACAGUUACAUUAUAUACAAUUUUCCAACAAAUUCUUGCCUUAAGUCUGUUAUAACAUGUUCUUUUCUGUAUUGGUUCUCUAAUUUCAAUAAAACUGUCAAUUAUUGUUUCCUCUUCAUUUUUUUUAACCCAUUGUACCUAAAAAUUUAAGGUUCAUGUGCAAGAAACAUGAAAAGUAUUUGAAAUUUUUUUGCACAAUAUACAAACUUCCUGUUGACAAAUUUUGGAAGUCAAUUCUUGAUUUUAAAUUAUUUUGUAAUACUGUACUUUCAAUUUACACUAUUAAAUGUUAUCCUUAUUAAACAUGUCACAUUCAUAAAUAUGCCAUACAUUAUUAUAUUUAAAAGGAAGUGCCUAAUAAAUUCAAACAUGAGCUUAUCUGUGGUUAAUAAUCAUUACAUCAAAUAAAAAUGUACUGUACACAUUAUUAUUGUAAGAAACUAAAUUUUAUCAUUAUUACCGGGUAUGUAACAACCGACGUUUUGACUUGGGGAAAUUUAAGUAGUUAAUGUAUAAAUAUUCUCAUGUGCUUGAUAAAAACAUUAAUUGACUGUCAAGAUUUCUUAAACCAAUUUGUGAUCCGAAAACCUUUUCUGUAACACACAACCACUACAAACCUUUCAGCUUGCAGCAGUCUUCCAUGUUUUCCAUGUAAAAAAAGUUUUAAAUAUUCAUUUAUAUUUAUGUUGUCAUGUGUGUGCCCUGAAUCAAUAAAUGCAAAAUUAUCUGAUUUAAA